GAAGAGUGUCACAUGACAUGCUAGAGCAGGAAGAUUUGGAUGCUGCCAAUUGUUUGAUGGACUUGGCAAAAGACACAGGUUCGGUGGAUCGGCUCCUUGCAAAAGCACCUACCAACCAGAAUAGGAAUCCUAAAAAGAUAUCCGCUUCUGCAUUUGACUCGGAAUUUUCCAUUAUUCACUUUCUUUCUGCUGUUCGGCUUGUAUUGAUCACUCCAGUCGCAGAAGAUUUUACUGUAACACAUAGCAGGCGAGUGGAGGUUGCCAACAGUGGAAAAGGACCUAGACAUGGCCUCUGUAUGGAAAUCAUUGGCAAAGAUGCAAGAAACAAUUCUCUCUUUCAACUGCAUAAGAGUGACAAAUGCAUCAAUGCUUCAGAAUGUGUACAGAAGAAAUUGCCUUCUCUUACAAUUGAAGAAAUCGUGCAACGGCUGAGAUCCAGCCCUGGAGAUUCACGUAUAUUUGAGCUGAAAGCGUCUCUUAAGGAUUUAGUCCGGGGAGCUUUAAAGAUAUUUUCAUCGACAAUAGCUCCUUCAGGGGUACCUUCCUGGCAGCCGCUGAUUACGUAUCACAAAUCUAGUAAACAUUGGUCAUGGAUUGGUCCAAUCCCAUCUCUCUUAUUUCGAGGUGAAUGUGUCUGUGUAUCUUCUAAGGCUUGGGGCUUGAGGAGCCAAACUCUUAAUAAGCUAGUUGAGUGCUUUUCUGAAUGGUUGCGAGCCUCAAGAGACAUGCUUCAGAAGAUUUGGAAUCUUCCUCCGCCACCAUUGGAGUUCAUGGUACAUUGGAGCAGUGCUGAAAGGUUUAGCGCCACAAGAAAUCUGAAGAUUAGCAUUGCCACCAUUAGUCCAAGCAGUGAGCAAGUGAGAGCAUAUUUCCGCAUGGAAGAAGCUUUGAGGUAUUUAGUCCCACAACAGUCAUUUUCUUAUACAACUGUUGACGGCGAGAAAUCUUCAGUUGCUCCUAUGAGGAGGUGUAGUGGUAAGCCAUCAAGAAAAGCCCGGGACCAUUUCAUUUUAAAGCCCAAUCGGCCUCCUUGUUUCACUAUGCUUUGCCUUGUGAGAGAUGCAGCUGCUAGAUUACCUGACGGCAUGGGUACAAGAUCAGAUAUAUGUACUCUAGUUAGGGACUCUCAGUUCAUUAUUGAAGACAUCGAUGAUGAUCAAGUUGAACAUGUUGUAAGCGGAGCCUUGGACCGCUUGCACUAUGAACUUGACCCGUGUAUACGAUUUGAUAGGGAUUCUCGGUUGUGGUUUUACAUGCAUGGAGAUAGAGAGCAAGAAGAUUAUGAAUAUGAUGGCACUUCUUCAAUCAAGAUCCACAACAAAAUGAAACUGCCAACCUUGGGUGUUCGGAGAAGAAGGCGUGCCUUAUAAGAAUUUAGAAGGGAGUUGGUUGCAUGCUGUAAAAUAGUGCAAGUCCUGAACAACAAUGCAUUUGGGUUCAACGCCCUGCGCACUCUACAUCUAGAAGAUUGGCGAGUCCCCCCUGCUUAUAUUAAAACCUUCCAAUGCCCACCUCAUGGUGUCCAAGUAUGGCCGUCCGCUAUUGGGAUGUGAACAUCAUACGUUGCUUGCAUAAGGCUAUAUAUAUAUGAUGUUGGAGAUUUUGGAAAUACUUACUGGUUGACAUUUGUUCAGUUUACUUGGUUUUAAUGGAAUGUUAGUCCCUUCUUUACUUGGAUAAUGGAAUCAUAUCGAUUGAUUUCAAAAUAGCCGUUCCAAAGAAGGUCAAACUCUAAAGGCCUACUGUUGUAUCAUUCAAGACACGGGGGUCGAAUAGUCAGUAGUCUGCUCUUGAAGUUUAAUGGUGCUGGAGCUCAAAUUAAUAUUUUUGAAUGAUUAGCUGAAUAUAGUCGCAAAGUGAUGCUUUGCUUUUCUUCAGCGACUAAUACAUUAUCGUUAACCUGGAAAUUACAAGUGCCAGCAUUAAUA
Coffea eugenioides is the source of this 1928-nucleotide messenger RNA. Its product is annotated as nuclear factor related to kappa-B-binding protein-like. The coding region runs from base 18 to 1370 and encodes 450 amino acids. The transcript has 2 exons. Lineage: Eukaryota; Viridiplantae; Streptophyta; Magnoliopsida; Gentianales; Rubiaceae. The record is from RefSeq and is a predicted model, not a curated record. Gene Ontology annotation, cellular component: Ino80 complex.